CCGGAGUUCUCUCAAACUGUCCCGGGACUGCGAGCAGAGAAGAGAACCGACUUAACUAUCUACUCUUGGGAUUUUGUUUCCCAGGGAUGGCCGCAUCUAUUCUGGAGGAGGAAGCUCGCUAUGGUUCCAGUCCUCUUGCUAUGCUAACCGCUACCUGCAACAAGUUUGGCAGCACCAGCCCGGUGAGGGACUCAGCCACCCCGGGCAAGGCCGGCCCCGGCAGCACCGCUACAGUCAAGAAGCAGUACACCAUGAGCUCAGAGCUCCAGGGACAGAGAAACAGCAGAGGAGGAGGAGAGGGCAUGGAGAACUCCUACACUGGUUCCUUCAGCUCAGCGGGUGGGUUACUCACACCCACUGGCAGCCCUCCUCCAUCCUCUGGGGGGUAUACGUCCGAGUACAACCCCUUCUCCCACUCCUUCCAGACCUCCAUGUCCCAGGGCCAGGACCAGUCCCUGCUGGUGUCCAAGGCCCACGCCACGGCCGACUGCCUGACCAGCGUCUACACCUCCCUGGACAUGACUCACCCCUACGGCUCCUGGUACAAGGCAGGCAUCCACCCCGGCAUCACCGCUGCCCCCUCCAACACCACAUCCUCCUGGUGGGACGUCCACCCAAAUACCAACUGGCUGAGUGCUGCCCAGCCCCAGUCCGAUGGCCUCCAGGGCUCCCUCCAACCCGUCCCUCCCCAAGCCUCCCUCAGCCCCCAGCUGCCCAGCUACACCACUGACUUCACCUCUCUGAACCCAGCUCAGUACCCCUCGGUGGGCCUGGGGUCCACAUCACACCUCCUCCAGUCCUCCCAGCACAUGCUGCCUCAGGACAUGUACAAGCCCAAGCCGGUGUCUGGCGGGGGGCUGAUGGAGAAUCAGAUGGGCCUGAAGCCUGCUGGUGGAUCACGGGGUUACGGUGGGGGAACCACCACUGGCCGGUCCAACUGUGACUGUCCCAACUGCCAGGAGCUGGAGCGGCUUGGAGCCUCGGCUGCAUCCCUGAGGAAGAAGCCCGUUCAUAGCUGCCACAUCCCGGGCUGUGGGAAGGUCUAUGGUAAAGCCUCGCAUCUCAAGGCCCACCUCCGCUGGCACACUGGGGAGAGACCUUUCGUCUGCAACUGGCUGUUCUGCGGGAAACGUUUCACACGUUCCGACGAGCUGGAGAGGCACGUCCGCACGCACACCCGGGAGAAGAAGUUCACCUGCCUGCUGUGUAACAAGAGAUUCACCCGCAGCGACCACCUCAGCAAGCACCAGAAGACCCACGCAGAGUCUGCCCUGCAGCAGGCCAAGACCGGGGAGGGAGAGGCCCAGGACCCCAGGAACAACGAGGAGACGGCAGACCCCAAUAACCUCAACACGGCCGUGCAGAAUAACAACGUCCCUAGUGAGACGACCAACGGAGAGGAGAAGACUGGCUCAGCCAAUGGGGUAGAGACCAGCAGUGGCCUGCUGGAGAUUUAACUUCAGCGAAUGUGGUCUUAUAGAGAUGUUUUGUUCAGUUAGUGUGGCACCGCUGUGGUGCAAAGUUCACUAUAUAUCUAAAAACAACCAGCAUUAUUUAGUAUUUGUACAUGCUGCCCACGCGGUUGACAUUAAUUGUCAAAGGAUGCAUUUGACAUAGUUAUUAAUGACUUUCAAGAUAACUGGCCAGGCUGGUCAGGAAAUACCCAUUCUGUGGACUUCACACACACACACACACACACACACACACACACACACACACACACACACACACACACACACACACACACACACACACACACACACACACACACACACACA
This is a messenger RNA of Oncorhynchus gorbuscha (pink salmon), 1778 nucleotides long. It is a transcript of the gene sp7, whose product is annotated as Sp7 transcription factor. The record is from RefSeq and is a predicted model, not a curated record. The transcript has 2 exons. Lineage: Eukaryota; Metazoa; Chordata; Actinopteri; Salmoniformes; Salmonidae. Gene Ontology annotation, molecular function: RNA polymerase II cis-regulatory region sequence-specific DNA binding; DNA-binding transcription factor activity, RNA polymerase II-specific. Gene Ontology annotation, biological process: regulation of transcription by RNA polymerase II. The coding region runs from base 87 to 1457 and encodes 456 amino acids.